This is a messenger RNA of Cyphellophora europaea CBS 101466, 1245 nucleotides long. RefSeq lists its product as uncharacterized. Bases 1 to 1245 code for a protein of 414 amino acids. NCBI's taxonomy places the organism in Eukaryota, Fungi, Ascomycota, Eurotiomycetes, Chaetothyriales, Cyphellophoraceae. Gene Ontology annotation, molecular function: 2 iron, 2 sulfur cluster binding. The record is from RefSeq and is a predicted model, not a curated record. The transcript has 4 exons.
AUGAAUGCCGUAAUCUCCGAAUGGGACAAGAAUAGUCUCUCUUUUGUGGCCGUCUUCGCGGCUGCCUCCUGCUUGACUUACCUUGUCUUGGUGCCGCUCGCAACGGCAAUAUAUGGGACCAGCAAUGACUCCAAAUCUAGUAGAAUCGGAAUAGAUUCCGCUGAGAAAGGUGUGCCACUGCGACAAGACGACCUGUCGGAUACAGAACUGUUUGAACUCGAAAAGAGGGCCUUCUUCUCGAAGACAUGGCUGUAUGCCUGCCAUCAGAGUCGCUUUGAGAGACCAGGCGAUUACUUCACCUUUGAUAUCGCAGGGAUAUCGUUCUUUCUCGUGCUGGGAAAGGACCACAAGAUUCGAGCAUUUCAUAACGUUUGUCGCCAUCGUGCAUACACUGUCGUCCGAAAAGCCUGCGGAACGACCACGAGGUUUGCGUGUCGGUACCACGGUUGGCAAUAUGAUGACCGCGGCAAGUUGCUUAAGGCUCCCAAGUUCGACGAACAACCGGGCUUUGUGCCUGAGGAGAAUGGCCUCUGGGAAAUCAAGCUAGUCCAGACACGCGAGGGCCUGCUGUUCGUCAAUUUUGAUGGAAACACAAUGGACUUACCCUUCAACGACGUUGCGUCACGAGUGAAGUUGGCUGAUCUGACGUGGCUCGAUGGCUUCAGCCUGGAGACCGAAACAAAUUGGAAGCAAAUAGCCAAUGUUUUCACAGAAAUGGCUCGGAAGUCUCGAAGGUCGUUCGGCUGGCCGAUCAAACGGCGUCAGGCAAGACCCGUCGAGCUUCUUGGGCCUUUGAGUAUUGCGUUCGAGCUUGAGAGCUCGGUCUGGGGCACAGUGACGAUGCUUCCAACGUCGACACUCGCAUCCACUCUUCGACUAGAUCUGUUUGCGAAGGACGGCAGACAGCCAUCCAAGGCGACGAUCGACCGCUUGCGAUGGAACCUCGAACAGGACAUGACAGCUGUAGAUCAGAGUGCCAGUGCAAGCCAUGAGUCCAGGGCGCCGUUCGUGUAUGAAUGUGGCGGUAAAUGGAUCGAUCUCACGGCUAUUCUCGCUCAGCACCAGCGCUCAGAAAGGCAGGCCCAACGGAAGCUGCAGCCUGCUAUCAGAAUCACUGGCUUCGACUUCGCGGACACUGAUGCGGCAGAUCUUUGUGAAGCUGUUGACGCUCUGGCGAGUACCCAAGAGGAGGUGUCGCUCCCGUGCACGAGAGUGCCAUCAUUUUCGAGACGGCUCGAUUGGUGA